GCUUGACUGCUGAUAGACCAAGUUAAAUCGAGCUGAGUGCACUGUAUUGUUAUAAGGUACAGGUUGACAAUCUUCAUAUCAUCAAGGCCAAUGACCAAAUUUAUUCGGGCUUUGUGAUGCUUUAUGCCGCCGGAUUCAUCGAGUGGAUUGUCGAUUGCAGACGAGCAAGCUGAUAUGAAGUAGUUGAAAUUCGGCUCGCGGUAGAACAAAGGUGCAUUUUUUUCGGAGUCUUUUUAUUUUUAUUUUGAGACAACAAAAGCAAACUGGAGUACUCUAGUGAAACGGGAAUGAUUUAUCCUCCUGAAGGUUUAUUUUACAUCGAAAUGGAUCCAGCACCACCAGCUCUCCCUCCUAGAUCAACAAAGCCAGUGUCUUCCGCCAUGAACAAUAACUGCCUUUCCCCACAGUCCAACUCGCUACAGGAUGCUGAAUGGUACUGGGGAGAUGUUACUAGGGAUGAAGUAAACGAGAUGCUCCGAGACACACCUGAUGGCUCCUUCCUAGUUCGUGAUGCAUCCACAAAGCUGCAGGGGGACUUUACGCUGACUUUAAGGAAAGAUGGUCACAAUAAACUGAUCAAAAUUUACCACCGAGAUGGGAAGUAUGGCUUCUCAGACCCACUUACAUUCACUUCUGUGGUGGAGCUCAUUUGGCACUAUCAGCACCAUCCAUUAGUGGAGUACAACACCACAUUGGACCUGAUGCUCACACAUCCAGUGUCUCGCUUCCAACAGAUGAAGGAGAACAGUGUGGAUGUCGCUGGAAGAAAACUCAAAGAGGUCCAUUGUCAGUAUCAGGAGAAAUCAAAGGAGUUUGAUCGUCUUUAUGAAGCGUUCACUAAGACUUCACAGGAGAUCCAAAUGAAGCAAACGGCAAUCGAGGCAUUCAACGAGACAAUGAUGAUUUUUGAGGAGCAGUGCCGUGAGCAGGAGCGCUACGGGGAAGAAUUUGAGAGAAACAAUCAAUCUGAGGGAGCUGACAAAGAUCUAGAGAGCUUUCUGAUAAACUACGAAAAACUGAAGUGCCGUCUCAGCGACAUCUAUGACAGCAAGAUCCAUCUUGAGGAAGACCUGCGAAACCAGGUAGAGGACUACAGGGAGACCGACAGAAAGAUCAACAUUUUGCGGCCAGACUUAAUCCAGCUCCGUAACAUCAGAGACCAGUACCUCAACUGGCUCAAUCACAAAGGUGUACGGCAGAAACGCAUAAACGACUGGCUUGGGAUACUUAAAGACAGCCUUGACGAUACCUACGUAUUGAAAGGUGACGAGAAGAAUUUACCACAUCAGGACGAGACAAGUUGGUUUGUCGGUGAACUGAGCAGGACACAGGCCGAAGAGAUGCUUCAGGGGAAAGCUCCUGGAACAUUCCUAAUCCGUGAGAGUAGCAAACAAGGCUGCUAUGCCUGCUCUGUUGUAGUGAACGAAGAAGUGAAGCACUGUAUGAUCUACAGCACGCCACACGGUUACGGCUUUGCUGAGCCAUACGACGUCCACUGUUCACUAAAAGACCUUGUCCUGCACUACCGCUUACACUCCUUAGUGCAACACAAUGACGCCCUGGAUGUUAGGCUGUCACAUCCUGUACACGCCAAAGCGCCCGCAAUGCCUUCACAACUUGCAGAGGAGCACAAACUCUUACAGACUCCCAAACAGACAGUGAGGCUCCCACCGGCUGCUCCAGAAAUGUAAACCAACUGAGAUUAUAUAAAGGACAUGUUUACUGUAACCUGCAAGAACGACUGCAUCAAGGUGCAUUGUUGAAAUGUUGCACUAAAAUGAUUCCAUCAGUUUUUGUGAAUGCAAUUUCACAGAUUGAAGUGGGACCGGAACUUGAAUGUCUGCUUUUUAUUUUAGUUUUCAAGAGACUGUUAAAUGUUUCUCAAAAGAAAUUGUACUUCAUAUAUUGUUGUUCGUAUGUUCUACGCUAUUUUGGAGAUGUUGACAAGUGCGAAAUUGCUCCCGGAUAGCAGACGCCGUAUCUUGGUUUGACUCCUACAAUCUGAGCUGACAUUGCCAGAGAUUUUGCCUACAAUUGAAAUGUGAUCAAUGGGUUAAAUAAAUACAUUAGAUUACUACUACUACUACUUAGUGCAUUGGUGCGGAGAAAAUGGUGCUGUACACAGGCUGUUUCUGUCAUUUUGGUUUGGUGGACCAAACCUCCUCCUGGGUAAAUACCACUUGUGAAUAUGUGAAAAAUUGUGGUGCAUCUUGACAAUUUGCCCCAUUCAUACAGUGGACAUUAUGUAGCAUUAACAUCCUGUAGAAAACUAUUAUAAAUGCAUACUCAAUGUUAUACCCAUUGACCAAAGCACUUGUUAAAGAGCAAAAAUACAUCCCGGUUUUGCCCAAUCAAUGCAUUUGGGCAAGCCAAGGGCAAUUUAUCUACACCUGCUGAUGUGCUGUUGAAAACAUAAUCUGAAGUACUGUAUGUUAUAUUCUGUUACUCGAAGAAGUAUAAGCUUUUUGUAUUUCUAUAUUUUUUCUACGAACAUGCCACAAGAUGAAAGCUUGAAGAAAGUGCAAUCCAACAGUAUUUCUAUUGUUGCAAUGUGUGACGGUGGUGUGAAGGUUAUGAAUGGUUGACAUGCGCCACAAAAUUGCACUCUUUGGUGGUGUCGGUAAGAUAUAGCCUCCAGUGUUCAAUUGAACGGCAAGAGGUAUAGUAUCCUACCUCCGUUACUUGAAAUGUGGAAUUGCCAGAGCUAUGAAUGUGUUUCGUGACAUGCAACCUACAUAACUAAUGGUGCAAGGAAUCUGUUUAACUUAGCCUAAAAGUUAGUGAACAACAGAAAUGCUGUACAGAGAAACUAAAAUGUAUUUCUGAGGUUCCUACUUGGAAUGAGGUCUAUUUGGCCUAAUCAAGAAAACAAAAAUACUCCAGAUGAGGAUGGAGGAAAUGCCUUGGGUGAAGCUGAGCAAUGUGAGAUCCUGACCUUUUUCUUGCUGAAAGACAAUAAACUGAUGAGGGUUUUGUCAUCUUAA
Messenger RNA from Corythoichthys intestinalis (scribbled pipefish), 2984 nucleotides. Its product is annotated as phosphatidylinositol 3-kinase regulatory subunit gamma-like. Gene Ontology annotation, biological process: insulin receptor signaling pathway; phosphatidylinositol phosphate biosynthetic process. Bases 288 to 1691 code for a protein of 467 amino acids. Gene Ontology annotation, molecular function: 1-phosphatidylinositol-3-kinase regulator activity. Lineage: Eukaryota; Metazoa; Chordata; Actinopteri; Syngnathiformes; Syngnathidae. The transcript is spliced from 10 exons. The record is from RefSeq and is a predicted model, not a curated record. Gene Ontology annotation, cellular component: phosphatidylinositol 3-kinase complex.